GCUACUGGCCAAGCUUCUGCUAGAAAAAGAGAUCAAAAGCAGUUUGGGGCAAACAUUGGUACGUAAGGAUGAACUUACUAAACCUAAGGAAUUUUUCCUGUUUUUAUACAGAAAGGGUUCAAAAUGUCCAUUGAUUUAAAAUAAAAUUGAAUAGGGAGGAUUGCAAAUUUCGUUUUGCAGCCACCUAGAAUUCCGGAAUAUCUUUUGGUGCGUUCGAGAUUUUAGAGUGCGUCUAUCAGCCUCCGGCGUGUCUCUCCCGACAUCGCUCAUUCACUGAUGGCAUAAUACAAGAAAUUCCCCGCUACCGUCUACCCUAUUGUCAAUGCUGAAACACUAAGAAGUUCUCUGCUUUUUUCAAGGACCCAAGUUUAUUCACUUGGCAACGAAGUCAUCAACUCUCAAUCCCUUUCCUCCUUUGAGAAAACACUAAAAGGGUCAAAUUAUAAAAGUUAACUCUGAAAACCGAUCUUAAAUCUUUUGUACCCUUGACUUUACGCCAUCUUGUUUCAAUUGACGUAAACAGCUAUAGCCCGUAGUUCGAGGAGGCCAAACCUCUCAUAAGCUCCUACAGUUUCUGUUAGGUCUCCUCGCCACUUCUUUUUCCUUCUUUAAUUAUCUUAUACUAUUUGUAAUUUUAAUUAUUGUGCGGUAAAUAAACCAAUAAGCAUUUCUUGCAGAAUUGGGACCCUUUGAACUGGAUGGGCAACAAGGCGUGGAGAUGAGAGGCAAUAAAAUGGUUGUUAGUCAGACUGGGGUAUAUUAUGUGUACGGACAAGUCCAUUACAUCCAUCUUAACGCUAAAGGCCAACUCUACAACCGCUGCAUUCUCUACGUGAACAACAAGCCUUUUCGGUAUCUUCAGAAGGGUAUGGAUGGCCGGGCUGAUAUUGGCAAUGUUUAUUCAGGUGGGCUGAUUCAUCUACGAUCAGGCGAUACCAUCAGUCUCAAGACCCAGCAACCAUCAAGAAUCAACUUGGACCCCAGGGUGACUUUCUUUGGCGCUUUCAGGGUUGGGUAUAAUUGUGAAGAAUGC
Porites evermanni is the source of this 1033-nucleotide messenger RNA. The record is from the annotation of a GenBank genome assembly. NCBI's taxonomy places the organism in Eukaryota, Metazoa, Cnidaria, Anthozoa, Scleractinia, Poritidae.